GACGUUCUAGCCUCGACUCGAGCGAUCGCACUCAAUUACAUAAUAUCUCGAUUCUGUUUAUCGACUGUAUGGGACUAAGUGGUAGCACUAUGCCGAAUGCAGCAGCAAAAAAGCUUGUAGAUGAAAUGAUAGCAUCAAACAAGGUAGUAGUAUUCUCUAAGACCUACUGUCCUUACUGUGAUAUGGCCAAAGCAGCUCUGAACAAAACUGGACUCAAAGAUUUUUUGGUGAUCGAGCUUGAUGGACGUAAUGACGGUGACAGUAUUCAGGAUUAUUUACGAACGUUAUCUGGCAUCAGAAGUGUCCCUCAACUUUUUGUUGACAAGAAAUUCAUUGCUGAUGGAUCAAAGACAAAAGCCAUGCAAGCAUCUGGAGAACUAGUUCCAAUCUUAAAGAACUGUGGUGCUCUUUAAACAGCAUUAAUAAUUUUAUCAAUGAUUUAUUCAAUACUAAUGCAACUACUAAGGACUGAAUAAAUCAUAUUAUUUA
This is a messenger RNA of Actinia tenebrosa (Australian red waratah sea anemone), 489 nucleotides long. RefSeq lists its product as uncharacterized. Gene Ontology annotation, molecular function: glutathione disulfide oxidoreductase activity. Gene Ontology annotation, cellular component: cytoplasm. The record is from RefSeq and is a predicted model, not a curated record. Gene Ontology annotation, biological process: cellular response to oxidative stress. NCBI's taxonomy places the organism in Eukaryota, Metazoa, Cnidaria, Anthozoa, Actiniaria, Actiniidae.